GCAUCGGUGUGCCCAUCAUGCUGGCGUACGUGUACGGCGUGGUGCCCAUCUCUCUGUGUCGCAGCGGGGGCUGUGGUGUCUCCGCCGGUAACGGGAAAGGAGUCCGCAUCGAGUUUGACGACGAGAACGAGAUGAACGUAAGGAGCGGGGCGCAAGCUACCGGUACGUCACACACACACACACACACACACACACACACACACACACACACACACACACACACACACACACACUGAGGAACCUCAUGUGUUUAGUCUGAAUCAUUUGUGGGAGCUGACUAAUUGUGACUGGACUCUGAUGAGCUCUGCCUCUCUAAAGGAGGAGAAUGUUCUGCCAGUUGUCUGUUGUCUAAAGGGUUUGACGUCUUUUCUAGAAGAUCUGCAAAGGCCAUAGAAUGCAGUGAACCGACAAGAGAAAGGCCUUGCUGCCGAAGCCUUGACAAUAAAGUCUCCAUCCUCCUGUUUUUCAAUAGUGUAGAGCAGUGGUUCCCUCCUCCAGUCCUCCAGUACCCCCCCAACAGUCCUCCAGUACCCCAACAGCCCAACUCCAGUCCUCCAGUACCCCCCCAACAGUCCUCCAGUACCCCAACAGCCCAACUCCAGUCCUCCAGUACCCCCCCAACAGUCCUCCAGUACCCCAACAGCCCAACUCCAGUCCUCCAGUACCCCCCCAACAGUCCUCCAGUACCCCAACAGCCCAACUCCAGUCCUCCAGUACCCCCCCAACAGUCCUCCAUACCCCAACAGCCCAACUCCAGUACCCAUACCCCCCAACAGUCCUCCAGUACCCCAACAGCCCACUCCAUCCUCCCACCCCCCCAACAUCCUCCAGUACCCCAACAGCCCACUCCAGUCCUCCAGUACCCCCCACCCCCUACCCCGCUCCUCCAGUCUCAGCCCCAACAGCCCACUCCAUCCUCCGUACCUCCAACAGCCCACUCCAGUCCUCCAGUACCCCAACAGCCCUACUCCAGUCCUCCAGUACCCCCACAGCCCAACUCCAGUCCUCCAGUACCCCAACAGCCCAACUCCAGUCCUCCAUUACCCCCAACAGCCUCUCCAGUCCUCCAGUACCCCAACAGCCCAACUCCAGUCCUCCAGUACCCCAACAGCCCACUCCAGUCUCCUCCCACGUACUCUCCCCAUACCCAACAGCCCACUCCAGUCCUCCGUACCCCAACAGCCCAACUCCAGUCCUUUCCAGUACCCCAACAGCCCUACUCCAGUCCUCCAGUACCCCCCAACCCACAAGUCCCAACAGCCCAGCCUCCAGUCCCACCCCAACAGCCCACUCCAGUCCUCCAGUACCCCCCAACAGCCCCUAACUCCAGUCCUCCAGUCCCCCAACAGCCCACUCCAGUCCUCCAGUACCCCCCACCGUCCUCCAGUACCCCCAACAGCCCAACUCCAGUCCUCCAGUACCCCCAACCAGUCCCUCCAGUACCCCCAACAGCCCCAACUCCAUGUCCUCCAGUACCCCCAACAGCCCAACUCCAGUCCUCCAGUACCCCCCCAACAGCCCAACUCCAGUCCUCCCAGUACCCCCCAACAGCCCAACUCCAGUCCUCCAUACCCCCCCACACCCACCAGUACCCCCCCCAACAGCCCAAACUCCAAGUCCUCCAGUACCCCCCAACAGCCCCAACUCCAGUCCUCCAGUACCCCCCCAACAGCCCUACUCCAGUCCUCCAGUACCCCCAACAGCCCUACUCCAGUACCGCCCAACUCCAGUCCUCCAGUACCCCCCCCAACAGCCCAACUCCAGUCCUCCAGUACCCCCCAACAGCCCAACUCCAGUCCUCCAGUACCCCCAACAGCCCUCCAGUACCCCCCAACAGCCCAACUCCAGUCCUCCAGUACCCCCCAACAGCCCAACUCCAGUACCCCAACAGCCCAACUCCAGUCCUCCAGUACCCCCCAACAGCCCAACUCCAGUCCUCCAGUAACCCCAACAGCCCAACUCCAGUCCUCCAGUACCCCCAACAGCCCUCCAGUACCCCCAACAGCCCAACUCCAGUCCUCCAGUACCCCCAACAGCCCAACUCCAGUCCUCCAGUACCCCCCAACAGCCCAACUCCAGUCCUCCAGUACCCCAACAGCCCAACUCCAGUCCUCCAGUACCCCCCAACAGCCCAACUCCAGGACUGCAGUUUGGCUGUUAGGGGUAGUGGAGGACUGUAGUUGGAAACCACUGCUCUGGGGUAGAAAUGGGGGAGUCUUGUCUCUUUUUUUUUUUUUUUUUAAGAGCGUCUCUGAUGAACUCCUCCUCUCUCCCCUGUCUCCUCAGACACGACCUCUGUGGCGGACACGAGGAACAACCCCAGCAUCGGAGAGGGCAGCGUGGGGGGUAUGACUGGCAGUCUGAGUGCCAGCGGGAGCCACGUGGACCGGAUGGGCGCCACGAGGGACAACCUGAGUGAGAACGCCUCCACCAUGGCGCUGGCUGGGGCCAGCAUCACCGGCUCUCUGUCUGGCAGCGCCAUGGUCAACUACCUAAAC
Molecule: messenger RNA, 2498 nt
Organism: Coregonus sp. 'balchen'
Lineage: Eukaryota; Metazoa; Chordata; Actinopteri; Salmoniformes; Salmonidae
Source: the annotation of a GenBank genome assembly